Messenger RNA from Didymodactylos carnosus, 5328 nucleotides. The record is from the annotation of a GenBank genome assembly. NCBI's taxonomy places the organism in Eukaryota, Metazoa, Rotifera, Eurotatoria, Philodinida, Philodinidae.
AUGGGUCGACGACGUAAUGGUCGACACUAUUUAUUAUUACUAUGGAAAAAUCUCAUAUUAUCAGCUCGAAUGCCUAUACGAACAUUUUUUGAAAUAACCUUGCCGAUCUUUUUUGCUUUAUUAUUACUUGGCAUUCGACGUGUUGUAAAAUCUGAUUCUAUUAUUCAUGAUACUGUCUAUCCACCAUUUUCUAUUAAUGAAUUACCAAAUUUUACUGGAUUACCACAGAGUACAUUUGCCUAUACACCAAAAACAAAUUUCACAACAAUAAUUGCCAAUAGAGUUGCUGAAGAAUUAAAAUUAGAAGGUGUUGUACUCAAUAAUUACAUAAGUAAAUCUGAUUUAUUUUUAUACUAUUUAUUAUAUUUAGGAGAAGCAUACGACACCGAAGAUGAUCUGGUUUACAAUAUUCGAGAUUCAUUAACAACAUUAGGUGGUAUUGUUUUUACAACAUUGCCAAAUGAUACACAUUAUGAUGUUACUUAUAAAAUUCGUUUGUCCGCAAAACCGAAAAAUUCUGGACAAUUAACAAAUAUAUUUGGAGGUGACUCUGAUUGGAAAACGAAUGUGUUGUUUACGCUAUUUCCAAUAAUUGGUCCAAGAGAGAAAAACGUUUCAACAGGAGGCGUUCCAGGAUAUUAUCGAGAAGGUUUUCUGGCAUUACAACGUUCGAUUGAUUUUGCCAUAAUUAAUGAAAGAAGUACAUUAUUUGAUCUCGAUGGAAUAAAUUUAGAAUUACAGAGAUUUCCUUAUCCUCCAUAUAAAUCUGAUAAUUUUGUCCUAGUUGUUCAAAUAUGGUUUCCAUUUUUGUUAAUUAUGAGUUAUAUUUUUUCCGCCAUAAAUACCGUGAAAAAUAUUGUGUACGAGAAAGAAAAAGGACUCAAACUUGCAUGGUUCACCCGAAGUAUUGUGUUUUUAACAAUAGCUGAUAUACUUAUCAGUGUAUGUUAUAUUGUACAAGUACCGCUAUCAAGUGGCGGCAAGAGUUCAGUGAUUGGGCAAACAAGUGCUACACUACUAUUUUUCUUCUUAUUUACAUAUUCAAUCACAUCAAUUUGUUUCAUGUUUUUAAUUAGUACUUUAUUUGACAAAGGGCUUUGGUUUAUGUCAUAUUUACCCUAUGCAUUUAUACAACCACGUUAUGAAACAAUGACAAGAGCAUCAAAAAUGGCUUCGUGUCUUUUACACAAUCUUGGUUUAGCUCUCGGUGCACAGCUAAUCGGACAGUUUGAAGGAAAAGGUACUGGUUUGCAAUGGUCGAUGAUCAAUGAACGGUUUUCUGUCGAUGAUAAUUUUACAAUGCUAGACGUUAUUAUUAUGUUGUACGUAGAUGCAUUGAUUUAUCUCAUAUUAGCACUGUAUAUCGAAAAAAUUUGGCCAGGACAGUAUGGCAUCCCAAAAAAAUGGUAUUUUCCCUUUACGCUAAGCUUUUGGCGAGGACAUUCUCAAACAAUAGCGAAAAAUGUUGUAGUUGAUUCUGCUAAUGACUUGUUUUCUUCUCAAGAAAAAAAUGCGUUUGAAGAUGAAUCAAAUGAUAGAGAACUUGGUAUUCGACUUAUUAACGUAUCAAAGGUAUACACAUUUUUUCUGAAAACGAAACCGCCAGUUCAUGCCGUACGCAAUGUAAGCAUGAAUAUUUAUAAUGGUCAAUUAACUGCUCUGUUAGGUCACAAUGGAGCCGGAAAAUCGACUACUAUUUCAAUGAUCACAGGUUUAAUACCUCCUUCUAGUGGUCAGAUUAUUGUUAAUGGUUUUGAUAUUUCCACGUCGAUUGAUAAAAUCCGUGAUAAUUUGGGUUUAUGUCCACAAUAUAAUAUAUUAUUUGAUCAUUUGACAGUUAAAGAACAUCUAAAACUAUUUGCAACUCUAAAAGGACAUCCAUCAAAUGAUAUUGAAAAUGAAAUACAAAGAAUGGUUAAAGAUCUUAAUUUAGAAGAUAAAUUAAAUACACUUUCAAAAUCAUUAUCUGGCGGUAUGAAACGAAAAUUAAGCGUCGGUAUUGCAUUAGUUGCUAAUUCUAAAAUCGUUAUUUUGGAUGAACCAACAAGCGGAAUGGAUCCUGCUGCCAGACGUUCAACAUGGGAUAUGCUACAACGUUAUCGUGUUGAUCGAACAAUAUUAUUUACAACUCAUUUCAUGGAUGAAGCUGACAUUUUAUCAGAUAGAAUUGCGAUCAUUGGCGAUGGACGAAUAAGAUGUUGUGGUUCACCAUUUUUUCUAAAAACAAAAUUUGGCGUUGGUUAUCAUUUAAUUCUAUCUAAAAAUGUUGAAGCAAAUGUUGAACGAAUUGUUCAAAUCGUUCAGAAAUAUGUACCAUUAGCUAAAUUAGAAAGUAAUAUUAGUGCCGAAUGUAGUAUAUUAUUGCCACAUGGAGAAUCGACAAAAUUUUCCGAUUUAUUCCAUGAAAUUGAACAAAAAAAAGAUUAUCUUCAAUUAUUUAGUAUUGGAUUAUCAGAAACAUCAAUCGAAGAAGUUUUUAUGAAAAUAGUUGAAACUGAAGAGGUUGAUGACACAGUAUCAAGAUUGCCACGUCAACAAUUGGAUAAUGAAGGAUUUCAGGAUGAUACUGGAAGAGUUUCAAGUAACGGAAAUGAUGAUGGCAUAGCUUUACAAACUGCAUUCCAGACUACAGUGAGAAAAAAUCGUGGCAUCAAUCUAUGGAUUCAACAACUUAAAGCGUUGAUUUUGAAACGUAUAUUGAAUUCUGCCCGUAAUUAUUUAGUUUUAGUUGCAGCAUUUUUACCCGUUGUAUUCGUUAUCAUAUCACUUGUUAUUGAACAACAAAUACCACAACCAGAGGAUUCACCACCGCUGAUCAUUGCCACUGAUCGAUACAACCCGGCACGUGUACCUUAUAUUUAUGAUACAAACUCAUCGAUAUCUACACAAUUUGCUGAUGCCUAUAAAAAUAUCGUAUUACAUUCUAAAAAAGAGACACCAAUUGAUUUAACAAAAGAAUUUCAUGGUGAUUGUCAUGAUGUGCAACCUAUGGAUUUAUUGAAAUAUCUUGGAUGUAUUGGAAGAUUAAAUGUUGGUGUAUUAACAGAUCGUUAUUUAAUAGCAGCAAAAAUUUAUGAAUAUGAUAAUUAUACGAUUAAUAACAAUAAAACCGGUUUGCAUUUAACAGGUUUAUUCAAUAAUCAACCGUUUCACAUUCCACCGUUAUCGUUGAAUAUGUUAACCAAUUCUUUAUUAUACUAUCUUUCAAUAACUCAUAAUUACACUAAUAAACCUUCUAUCAGUGUUAUCAAUCAUCCAUUACCACGAUCAUUGACUGAUAAACUAAUCGACUUUCAAUCAAGACAAUUUUUUGGUUUUCGUUUAUCAUCGUCUAUUGUGUUUGGAAUGGGCUUUGCAAUGGCCGCAUUUGCUGUAUUUCUGAUUAAAGAGCGUGUAUCAAAAGCAAAACAUUUACAAUUUUUAAGUGGAGCAAAUGCCCUUAAUUUUUGGAUUUCAACGUUUAUAUGGGAUGCCGUUUAUUACUUGAUGCCAACAAUUUGUAUAUUUCUCGUAUGGCUGAUAUUCUACCUAGCAGGUGCCGCUAAAGACGAUGUUGGUGUUUAUAUAACGGGUCCUCGUUUGGGUUAUACAAUAUGGUUGUUUCUAUUCUAUGGUUGGGCUCAUAUACCGUAUACAUAUUUACUUUCUUACUUAUUUCAAAUACCCUCGUCUGGAUUUGCAUGGAUUACGAUUAUUAAUAUUAUAACAAGUCAAGCUACUCUGUUAGCUGUUGUCAUUCUGGCUAUUCCUCAAUUAGAAUUAGUUAAUGUAUCAAAAAUACUUGAAUGGAUAUUUUUGAUAUUAUUUCCCAACUAUAGUCUAGCACAAGCUUUGAACGAUAUAUAUGAAAAUCAUGAAUAUUUAGAAAUCUGUCCAAAAUUGCUCGAGUAUUGUGACCAAGUACCGAGUCCAUGCUGUAAAAAUAAUUGUGGUACAAAUUGUCUUGAUUGGACGUAUAAUUAUUUAGAUUGGCAAAAACCUGGUAUUGGACGGUUUCUUGUGUUUUUAUUUUUACAAGGUUUAAUUUCCUUCAUUCUGUUGUUAUUAAUCGAUUUUGGUUUUGUACGACGAUUUACAUCGUUUGUAUUAUCUUGUGGAAAACCAAAACGGAAAGUUUAUACAAAUGUUGAUACAUUAGACACCAAUAAUACAAUAUCAGCGAUUGAUCAACGAAAUGAAAACGGAAUAAUUAGAACAAUAGCAGAUGAUGAUCUAAUUCAUGGUAUUGGUGUAUUAGAUGAAGAUGUUAAAAGAGAAGAAGAACGUAUUCAGCAAACAUCAACUAGAGAUUUAAUGCAAACGGACGUGUUAGUUUUGAAUAGUGUAUCAAAAAUACACGGAAAUCUUCGUGCAGUAGAUAACAUUUCGUUUGGUGUUAAACAGCAGGAAUGUUUUGGUUUAUUAGGAGUAAAUGGAGCAGGAAAGACUACAGUCUUCAAAAUGAUUACUGGUGAUGAGGUAGUAGACAUUGGUUCUAUUGUAUUAGAUUAUCUUGAUAUUAGUGUAGAUGUAAGACAAUCACAGCGUAAAAUGGGUUAUUGUCCGCAGUUUGAUGCAUUAAUUGACUUACUCACUGGUGAAGAAACAUUAUAUUUCUUUUCUCGAUUACGCGGUGUUGAUGAAAAAUUAAUACCAAAUCUAGUUCAAGAUGUAAUAACAUUAAUGGAUUUAGAAAAACAUGCAAAAAAAUAUGUCUACGCUUAUAGUGGUGGUAACAGAAGAAAACUAAGUGCUGCUGUGGCAUUGAUAGGAGAUCCAGCUAUCGUAUUUUUGGAUGAGCCUACUACAGGAAUGGAUCCAAAAGCGCGACGAUACUUUUGGAAUGCCAUCGCAAAAUUUCGUGAUUUUGGAAAACCGAUUAUAUUAACUUCACAUAGUAUGGAAGAGUGUGAAGCAUUAUGUACACGAAUUGCCAUUAUGGUUAAUGGACGUUUGAAAUGCCUCGGCAGUAUUCAAUAUCUUAAAUCAAAAUUCGGUCAAGGUUAUACAUUAGUUGCAAAAUUAAAUUCAUUUACUGAAAAUAAGAUAAAUGGUUUCUUUAGUGUGAUUAAAAAUGCAUUUCCUAAUGCUCAAUUUAAAGAAGCAUAUGAAGGUUACAUUCAUAUUCAUGUUGAUGAACCAAAUUUAUCAUUAGCUAGUUUGUUUCGUACUGUUGAAAGGUCUAAACAAACGUAUGAUAUUGAAAAUUAUACCGUUAGUCAAACAACGCUGGAGCAAGUAUUCUUGAAUUUUGCCAAAUCACAGUUGGAUCCAGAUGAAGUAAAACUUCGUACAAGAGCAAAUAAUAGUCUGUUUGGAAAACUAAAAAAAAUGUGUUCAUCGUCUUAA